Messenger RNA from Dromiciops gliroides (monito del monte), 963 nucleotides. RefSeq names its product olfactory receptor 51I2-like. The transcript has a single exon. NCBI's taxonomy places the organism in Eukaryota, Metazoa, Chordata, Mammalia, Microbiotheria, Microbiotheriidae. Gene Ontology annotation, cellular component: membrane. The record is from RefSeq and is a predicted model, not a curated record. Gene Ontology annotation, molecular function: G protein-coupled receptor activity; olfactory receptor activity. Gene Ontology annotation, biological process: G protein-coupled receptor signaling pathway. The coding region runs from base 1 to 963 and encodes 320 amino acids.
AUGAACUUUCUCCAAUCCCAUGACAACAGCUCCUUCUUCCAACCAUCAGCUUUCCUGCUGAUUGGCAUUCCAGGACUGGAAGCUGUGCAUGGAUGGAUUUCUAUUCCCUUCUGUUCCAUGUAUACUCUGGCUCUCACAGGCAACUUCCUGAUCCUGCUAGCUGUGAGAAGGACUCCCAGUCUGCACCAGCCCAUGUAUUACUUCCUGUCCAUGCUGUCUCUCACUGACUUGGGACUCACUUUGUGCACACUUCCCACCACCCUGGCUGUGCUUUGGUUUGACUAUCGCCGCAUAGCCUUUGAUGCCUGCCUGGUCCAGAUGUUUUUCCUCCAUUCUUUCUCUGUGGUGGAAUCUUCAGUGCUUCUGGCUAUGUCCUUUGACCGCUUUGUGGCCAUCUCUAAUCCCCUGAGGUAUGCAUCUGUCCUUACCAACAGUGUCAUUGGCAGGAUUGGAAUGGCUAUUGUGACCCGUGCCACUGUUUCUCUCUUCCCUGUGCCUUUCCUGCUGAAGAGGCUGAACUUCUGCCCUGAGAAAGUCCAACUUUCCCACUCAUUCUGUUUCCAUGCUGACAUGAUGAAGAGGGCCUGUGCUGACAUCACUGUCAACAUCCUAUAUGGGCUCUAUGUGGUUCUGUCCACAGGAUUUGUGGAUUCCUUGCUAAUUGCCCUCUCCUAUGGACUCAUCUUGUACACAGUUAUGGGGUUAGCAUCUCCCCAAGAACGAAUCAGGGCUCUCAACACCUGUGUCUCCCAUAUACUAGCUGUGUUGGUGUUCUAUAUCCCUGGUGUUGGAGUGUCCAUUAUCCACCGCUUUGGUAGGCAUGCACCCCCAAUUGUGCAUGCCCUUGUUGCCUAUGUCUAUUUGAUUGUUCCCCCUGUGCUCAACCCUAUCAUCUACAGUGUCAAGUCAAAGCACAUUCGGGAGGCACUGAUCAAGUUGUUAAAGAGGGAGGGUCAGGGUUGA